Molecule: messenger RNA, 1287 nt
Organism: Phytophthora sojae
Lineage: Eukaryota; Oomycota; Peronosporomycetes; Peronosporales; Peronosporaceae
Exons: 4
Source: RefSeq, a predicted model, not a curated record
AUGCUUCCCGUCAAGUACCUGGUCGCGCUGAUCGCUGUGUGCGCCUCCCACGCCUGUGUGGUGAGCGCUGGCGGGUACCCUCCCCCGGACUUCACUCAGACGGACACUGUCACCCCUGAGACGUACGCGCCAACGCCGUGCCCGGAGACACCCGUUCCUGAGACGGAGGCACCGACAACGUCGCCGCCCAUCGAGGAGGAGCAGUAUGUGACUGAGGCGCCCACGGAAACGCCCUGCCCUGAUACCCCAGUGCCGGUGACGGAAGCUCCGACACCGGCACCGACACCCUCGGAAGAGACCGUCGAGUACACCCCCACGCCGACGGCCACGGAAACUCCUUGCCCGGAGCUGCCAACCCCUCCGCCCGAGGAGGAGACCGAAGCUCCGACGCCUGUGGUGGUAACUGAGGCACCCACGACGGCGCCUCCUGUGCAAGAAACGGAAGAAUACUACCCGCCAGAGCAAACCGAGACUGAGACUGUUGCCCCAACGCCGGCGCCGACUGACACUCCUUGCCCGACGUUCACGCUUGUGCCGGACACACCUAUUCCUGAGACGUACACUCCAGAGACGCCGGCUCCAGAGGCGACGCAGACCGCAGUGGAUGUACCAGUGUAUGUCGACACGCCGGCUCCGGCACAAACGACCCCGUGCCCUGUAUUCACUCUUGUGCCUGACACCCCUGCUCCUGAGAGCCAAACCCAGGAGGAGUCCUAUCCGUCGUACCCCGAAGAGCAGACUGCUGUGGAUGUCCCAGUUUACGUCGACACGCCGGCUCCAACGACCCCUUGCCCAGUGUUCACUCUCGUGCCGGACACGCCAGCUCCUGAGAGCCAAACGCAGGAGUCCUAUCCGUUCACCGAUGAACAGACUACGACAGUUGAUGUUCCAGUCUACGUCGACACACCGGCCCCGGUCCAAACAACUCCGUGCCCAGUGCUCACCCUUGUGCCGGACACGCCUGCUCCAGAGUCCCAAGAGUACAUUCCGUACAUGCCUGAGGCGACACAGACUGCCGUUGAUAUCCCGCUGAGCUUCACGCCGGAGACGCCUGCGCGCGCAGCAGAAACGCCUUGCCCCGAGACGCCCGCCCCGACUGUGACCGAGGACACUGAGUACACUCAGACCGAAGAAUCGGAGCCCGUGCCUGUCACGGACGUCCCGCUGCCUCUGCCCACAAUUGCUCCUCCGACUGAGACCCCCUGCCCGACGGAUGUCCCCACACAAACGGAGGAGGCUGUUACAGCCGAGACGCCUUGCCCGGACACUUCCGCCCCGGAGUCCGAG